UUGGAUCACUAGGUUAGCUCGCUCCCGCUCGCCAAUUAGCGUUCCUUGGACGCCAUGGGGAUCUGCUUACAUAAGCAGAAAUUGAUGUAUAAAGUAAUAGUGCCUAGUAUUUCAACCCCCAUAUAAUUUCUUAUGGACUUAUGGAGGCUCUGGACACGUUUGUGUCCGUGGUGGCAGGUUAAGCUUUACUCACACAUUACACUACAAUUUUACAGCAUGGAUUUUGGUUGGCUGCUGACAUGUAGGUACACACAAAAUUGGUUGUGUUGUGUGUUUGACUAGCACGACUAACUUCUGCAAGUGCUUUAACGUGUUUUCCUGGUUCAUGUACACUAGAUGUAUGUUUAUUUCCACAUCUGACUAGUAAUGGCACCGUAAGGUUUGGAGGUGCGAUAGACUUCCUGAGGGGUCAGUGGGCGGGGAUUGAACUGGACGACGCUGUCGGGAAGAACGACGGCUCUCUCAAGGGAAUCAGGUUCUUCACCUGCAAACCCAAGUUUUUUGGUCUCUUCGUUCCGAUGCAGAGAAUCUCCAAGGCUCCAAUGAGGCAGUUGUCCACAGAGAGAAGGAAAAAGAUGGCCGCCAAUGGAGGGAGGAAGAGGGAGUCUGUUGCCCGCUCUCCUCGCACCUUUGAGGCUCAGGGAACCAUGGCCGUCACAACUGACCUACAGGUCCCUUUCUCUCUCUUCUUCCUUCUCCUACUUACUGAUAUAUGUAUUUCAGCCUCAGCUGUCAUUGAAAAAGCAAAAAGCAUUGAAAUGGAUACCGUUGAUAUUGCCAGGGUCACAAACUAUCCCUCCUAGCCUAAAGCAUAAGACACAGCAUUGUAGGUGGAAGUCCUAGUAUGAGUGGUUUACUAUGUUUCAGGUAUGGCAAGGAUGUGGGAAUCUUACUACAAUCUUAAUAUGGUGGUAGAAAUUUGAUACCACCUAAUAUUAUUAUAGUACUAUAUAUUCCCAAUCUGUGUGUGGCUUUGCACAUGUCCAGGCCCUGGAAUUGAGCACGAGGAAUGUACCUAAUUGUGCUUCAGACUUCGUGGCAUCCUUAUUAUACACACAAUAUUUAUAUUACGUCUCAACAACUUGGUAGUGAGGUAUAUAGAAAGGCAAGGCAAGGCAAAUAAGUCAGGACAGCUAGUCAACUACACCCAGGACAGCUCUUUCUUUAUGCACACCUAAACCAGCUGAACCCAACAAUAAUUCUCAUAUUAUGCUUCCUUACGGUACCAAACGGAUGUAUUAAUUUCUUUGUGUAUAUACUAGUUGUGGGUCAAAAGAGCCAAAACCUUGUUUUAUUAAAAUUAUGGAAUAAUUAUGGUGAAUGGAUUUCAGGCUGGUAUGAGAACAUAAAAGAUAGAGGAACAUCGUACAGAGAGAGUUGGCUAUCGUGCGUUCAUGUUGAGAACGAUCUUUUAAAAAGAGGGCUUUUCUUUCUUAAGUAAAAAGUAUG
Geodia barretti is the source of this 1449-nucleotide messenger RNA. The record is from the annotation of a GenBank genome assembly. Lineage: Eukaryota; Metazoa; Porifera; Demospongiae; Tetractinellida; Geodiidae.